AUGACUUCGGAAGGCCAUUGUGUUUUUGUGCUGGUCUACGUGGACGAUGUCUUGGUGACUGGAAGCUCGCUCGAGAUGAUUGCGCGCACCAAGAACGACCUCAAGACACGCUUCGAGAUGACGGACAGCGGCAAGUGUGCCUUUGUUCUUGGGAUCGAGUUAUUGGACGGUGAAGAUGGCAGCGUGACUAUGUGUCAGCGCCGUUAUGUCGACGAUGUCCUCAAGCGCUUUGGAAUGGAUGAGUGCAAGGCUGUGGCAAGUCCGGUGGACGUCAGCUCUCGACUGGUUCCGAGCAACUCUGCAAGCAAGGUGGAUGUCCCAUUCCGUGAAGCAGUGGGUGCUUUGAUGCAUCUGACGACUGCAACGCGACCGGACAUCGCGGAUAUGUCACCGUUGUUUGCUGUUCAAUGCCUUCGUCUUUGUAGAACAUUUGAAGCGAGUUGGUUGCGAGCUCGCAAGCUCCGUCGUGUCGCACAAACUUGA
Molecule: messenger RNA, 483 nt
Organism: Peronospora matthiolae
Lineage: Eukaryota; Oomycota; Peronosporomycetes; Peronosporales; Peronosporaceae
Source: the annotation of a GenBank genome assembly